Messenger RNA from Erythranthe guttata (spotted monkey flower), 1050 nucleotides. Lineage: Eukaryota; Viridiplantae; Streptophyta; Magnoliopsida; Lamiales; Phrymaceae. The record is from RefSeq and is a predicted model, not a curated record.
UCGAUUCUGGCAAGAAGAAGCACAAGGUCAGUGUGGAAGUUAGGUCAUGCCUUUCAUUAGUAUUGUUUGUUUUGCCUUUAAAACCCUUAUUUUAGUUCUUGCUUCUAUCUUAAACAGGUCUUGUAUACUGAUGGUGAUAAAGGAAAGUGCUAAAUCUCAAGAAAAGAAAAAUGGGGAGUUUGUUAGGAGAUGACUUGGUUUCAGAUGGAGACCAAGAUGUUGAACAUUCAAGUCAUGAUACUUCCUCUGACAUGCAAAGGAAGAAGAAAGGUAAUAUAAAUUCCGAAACAUCAAGCAAGCGUCAAAAGAUGGAGGGUUCAACAAAAAGCAAACCAAAAAAUGCCUCAACAAAAUCUGGUGGCAAAUCUAAGGAUAAUGGCAAAUCUAAGGAUGAUGGCAAAUCUAAGGAUGAUGGCAAAGCAGAGCCUGAGUCCAAAGAUAACAACUCAAAGUCAAGUAGAAAAUCUGUAGAUGAAAGCAUAAAACUGAAAGAUCAUUCUCAGAAAGGCAAAACAACUGGUAGAUCCAACACUGAUGUUGCCAAAACAUUAAGCCGCUCAAAGCAAGUCAGUCCAAAGACUCCCAAGUCGAGAGGUAAAACGACACUAAGUGGCAAAGCGAGUGAUGCCAAAAUACCAAAAUCUAGUUCAUCAAAGGUGAAAGAAACUGAUCGGAUGAAGGGAAAAACAGCUGACUCGGCAAAAUCAGGAGAAACGGCCAAGGGGAGAUCCUCAGAUAAUGUGAAGCCACGAGAAGGUGAGACCAAGAGCGCAAAGAAGCGAAGAAAAUGAAUUAUAAGAUGCACCGCCAGUGUGUUGCGUUAUCCUGUCUCUGUUUGUUCGAAUUUUUCUGCAGUGUCUUCAGCAUUUGAAUGUUAAAAUUUAGGAUUUGAAUGUUAAAUUAGGUAGGGAUAUUUAACUGUCUUUUAACUUAAUAUUCGCCAUAUUAGUUGGUUUUGGUGGUGAUGCUGAUGGUAGGUUUUAGUUGUUCAUGUGUUUUAUAUUGAUAGAUGGAUUUUAACGCAAGUAAUAUGUUCUGUUCCAUAUCAUU